Messenger RNA from Cicer arietinum (chickpea), 741 nucleotides. Its product is annotated as bifunctional adenosine 5'-phosphosulfate phosphorylase/adenylylsulfatase HINT4. Gene Ontology annotation, molecular function: catalytic activity. The record is from RefSeq and is a predicted model, not a curated record. Lineage: Eukaryota; Viridiplantae; Streptophyta; Magnoliopsida; Fabales; Fabaceae.
AUUAAAUUGAAAAAAGAAAAAUUCCAUAACAACGAAGGAAGUAAAUGAAGAUGCAUCGGAAGUUCGGGCAAAGGGCAAAAUAAUGGCGGGAGCCAUUGGAGCUACAGCUUCGUGUGUUUUCUGUGAAAUAGCAGCGACGAAAUCAACCUCCCAUUCCAUUCUCCACUCUGAUGAUAGGGUUGUUGCUUUUCGCGACAUUAAUCCAUCUGCUUUCAGGCAUUACUUAGUGGUUCCUGUGGAGCAUAUUCCUACUGUUAAUGAUCUUCAGAGAAAAACUGAAGACCAUUCUUUGGUGAAUCACAUGUUAGAGGUUGGGAGAAUGUUGUUAGUCAGAGAUGCACCUCAGUCAAAGCAAUACAGAUUUGGCUUUCAUCAACCUCCAUUGAAUUCUGUUAACCACCUACACCUCCAUUGUUUCGCCCUACCAUAUACACCCAGAUGGAGAUGCAUAAAAUACUUGUCUUUCGGACCACUUGGUUUCAUUGAAGCAGAGAAGUUUUUGGAAAAGAUAAAGCCUUUGCCUGCAGUUCAUUCAAAAGUAUAAAUUAACAUGAAUAUACUGUUUAAAGUUAUAUCUGACAUUUCUUAUUUCCAGAAAGAUGCUUAUUAUACCAGUUCCUAUUAAAACCAACUUCUGUUUAGUUUUCUAGUGAACAAUAGUUACAUUUAUCGCCUUGAGUCUGUAUAGAUCAUGAUCCAUGAUAUAUGAUAUCUUACUUGACCUUCUAAUAGAGGACAACU